Messenger RNA from Nicotiana attenuata, 543 nucleotides. RefSeq lists its product as uncharacterized. The coding region runs from base 130 to 543 and encodes 137 amino acids. NCBI's taxonomy places the organism in Eukaryota, Viridiplantae, Streptophyta, Magnoliopsida, Solanales, Solanaceae. The transcript has 3 exons. The record is from RefSeq and is a predicted model, not a curated record.
CUUGGAGAUGAUCAGCCGGGUUACAUCCCUCAGCAAGACGAGCCUUCCAGCAGCAUGCCGUCGUACAGCCUUUAGCUGGAGCUGCCAGCAUCGCAGGUGACCCCGCCAGAUCCAUUGUUGAUCACGGGCAUGAGCUUUACCGCAGACAUAGAGAAGUUCUUUUCAGGCCCAUCUACCGCAGCUGAGGAUCGGCCGACCCGAGACUUGGAUGGUGGGCGCAGGUUGAGUUUUGGCUCAUCGUCGGCGGUUGCGGCGGAUCUAUCACAGGCGCAGGCUUCAUCCCAGCCCAUCACGGAGCCCACUUUAUGCGAUGCUGAGGACACCACGGAAGCUUAUAUUCAGGAGCCCGACGAGACCAUGGUUGCUGACAGACCGACGACCCCUUCUACCUAUCCUGCCAGCCCUACUGACGAUCAUGCUGCAGCGCAUCCUCAUAUAAAGAGGCGACUUGAUGAGGAUGAUUGUGAUAGUGUACCCGGGUGCCAGGGGAUGCGCCUCAGGCCAGCGGCUGCAUUGAAGUACACAGGCUGUGAGACACAUUGA